AUGUGGAGGGCUGAACCGUCCGGUUUCAAUCAGCUCCGGGUUGACUAUACUUUGUACAACUCUCUGCAAGACAUGAACGAGAUGAUAGUGCGGAGCUUGUCGUGGAAAUGCCGAUGGGCUGAGCAGUUACACAGAGCUUGGUGCCGCCCAGUUACAGCAUCAAGGUUGACUACGUCGCCGAGACAGUCCUGCAAAUGGGGAACAAGAUGCAUUUCGAGCUUCAACAGAGUAAUUUGCUCAGACCAACCAAAUACAUGGCCGCAUCAUUUCCGUCAAAUUGCCUCAUUGCUGGUACACCGAGCCCAAUUGGCAAGAGCCGGAUGUGACGAUAUGCAACUCAACUGCUGGAUAUUCCAGAUCACAUCCCCUUUAUGCCUAAUGCAUUCGGUUCAGGUUCCAGAUGUCAGUGAGUCGCGGCUGACAUGCAGGUGA
This is a messenger RNA of Pochonia chlamydosporia 170, 432 nucleotides long. RefSeq lists its product as hypothetical. The record is from RefSeq and is a predicted model, not a curated record. The transcript has a single exon. Lineage: Eukaryota; Fungi; Ascomycota; Sordariomycetes; Hypocreales; Clavicipitaceae. Bases 1 to 432 code for a protein of 143 amino acids.